Messenger RNA from Carcharodon carcharias (great white shark), 2245 nucleotides. Its product is annotated as forkhead box protein I1-ema-like. NCBI's taxonomy places the organism in Eukaryota, Metazoa, Chordata, Chondrichthyes, Lamniformes, Lamnidae. Gene Ontology annotation, biological process: regulation of transcription by RNA polymerase II; anatomical structure morphogenesis; cell differentiation. Gene Ontology annotation, molecular function: DNA-binding transcription factor activity, RNA polymerase II-specific; RNA polymerase II cis-regulatory region sequence-specific DNA binding. The transcript is spliced from 2 exons. The record is from RefSeq and is a predicted model, not a curated record. The coding region runs from base 43 to 1137 and encodes 364 amino acids.
GAGUCUACAGGUGAUUCAGCCCCUGGUUGACCUGAGCAGAUUAUGAGUUCGUUUGAUCUCCAGACACAAUCGCCCCCUCGAUGCAGUCCUCAGUUCCCCAGCAUCGGUCAAGAACCGCCUGAGAUGAACAUCUUCUGUGAGAACUUCUUCCACCAGCAGAACGUACAGAGGCCGUCCAACUAUGACAUUGAGGACUACAGUGCAUCCGGCAACCCUUACCUCUGGUUAAACGGGCCUUCCAUGAACUCUUCGUCAUACCUGUCAGGAUCCAAUGGCAGCCCCUUUAUCCCGCAGUCCUACGGGAUGCCGAGACAGUUCCUCCCCAACAGCAGCAGUUUGGGAGGCUCAGACUUAGGCUGGCUUUCCAUUCCAAACCAGGAAGAACUGCUGAAACUAGUGAGGCCGCCCUACUCCUACUCUGCUCUGAUUGCAAUGGCGAUCCACGGGGCACCAGACAAGAGACUGACCCUCAGUCAAAUCUAUCAGUACGUGGCUGACAACUUCCCCUUUUACAACAAGAGCAAAGCUGGGUGGCAGAAUUCCAUCAGGCACAACCUUUCCCUCAAUGACUGUUUUAAGAAAGUCCCCAGAGAUGAGGAUGAUCCAGGGAAAGGAAACUACUGGACGCUGGAUCCCAAUUGCGAAAAAAUGUUCGACAAUGGAAACUUCCGGCGCAAGAGGAAGAGGAAGUCAGAUCCCAAUUCCACCACUGGCAAUAUUGGCACUGAGAAGUCUGAUGAUGGCAACCACAAGGCACCCCAAAGUCCAGGAAUCCUGGAUAACUCCUCCAUUAGGACAGGAACCUCUCCAGAAAAGAAAUCUCCUCCCUCCAUCUCAGCUCCUUGUCUCAGCAACUUCAUUUCCAGUAUGUCCACUUACAACAAUCCAACAGGAGGGAGGCAAGCUUCUCUCGGACUGGUCAAUGACACCCCCCAGAGAAUGGGACAGAAUAUGAUGGGGUUUAGCUCAUACUCACCUUCCAGUAACAUCUUGGGCCAGACUGGGUCGGAGUGGUCUGAUCCAGGAGCAUCAAAUCGUUACGGAUAUUCUUCAGUGCUGAACCAGUUCAACAACCACUUCUACAACAGCAUCAAUGCAAACAGUCUGUUGUACUCCAGGGAAGGGACAGAGGUAUGAAGGGAAGAUUCACUGAAUGAAGGAUCAAUGUAAAAAUUAAAUAAUUACAACAAAAAAAAUUCAUUUGAUGCAAUGUAGUUUAUUUAUGAGAAAACUUUUCAUGAGCAAUCAUAUUCCAGUAUUUUAACUCUGUAACUGGGAUAAAAAGAGAAUAGCACAACAAGGUCCUUGAAGUUUGGGAAAAUAUAAGUGUAUAUCGUGGAAUCUCAGGACCCUGUAUAAAGUUUGAACCCAUUCAUUUCCAUUAAUCCUAAAUUUCUAACACUAAUGAAUCUUGACAUUCUGAUUCAAUGAAGCAACAGACCCUUUUCCAAACCUUCAGGUCCCACAACAUUCGAACAGAAAAAAUCAGUAUCAGAGAAAUAUGAGCACAGAUUGAGUUUGAGUGCUAAAUUGCUCAGGACUGAAUUAAGGGCCUCCCAUGGUCAUUUGGAUGGAGUUCAGAUACCAAUUUAAUUAAAUAUUUGCUGAGCCAAUCCCCACGAGGCUGUAUCACAUUGGGCCUCGAACAAGCAGGAGCUCUUGGAGAUGUUGGGUUACUCUGCGAUCAAACACAUGCUACUACUGAGGGACAGCCAGGUAGAGUGCAAACUAGCAAAAAAUAGACUCUUUCAAAAAUCCUGUUCAACUGACCUCCGUCUCCAGAGCUAGGAAAGGGUAAAACUCAGCCUUCUACCUCCGAUCGCUAUCCAGUAACUACUGCAUCUGUUGGAAAGUGUGUGGGUUUUGGCCGGGGACUAAGAACAGGCUUCACUGUGAUGAUCUUCACGGUUGAUAGGCCCAACAAUAUUCACUCCCCAUGUUUGCAAUGAAUGAGCAGGGUGGCAAACACCUGUUGUAAUAUAAUACAGGUGCUCAGAGGAGGGGAGACGAAAAUUGGUAAAGAUCCAAAAACAUGAAUAAUUUUAUGUAUACAUUUCAAUCCUGAUGUUGUUAGUCUCAGUAUAGUUACUUAGAUGAGAGGGUUAUGUACAGUGUAAUAUUGAAUGUUUUAGGCUUUUUGGACUAUGUUAAAUAUGCGUGACUGUUAAAUGGCAUCUGGUUGUUACAAAUUUCAAUUAACUGUCCACUAUUUUCACUAUUUUCAGCAAACUUGUUAUUGCAUCUG